Molecule: messenger RNA, 3043 nt
Organism: Zingiber officinale
Lineage: Eukaryota; Viridiplantae; Streptophyta; Magnoliopsida; Zingiberales; Zingiberaceae
Product: probable alpha,alpha-trehalose-phosphate synthase [UDP-forming] 9
Exons: 4
Coding region: 332-2911 (859 amino acids)
Biological process (GO): trehalose biosynthetic process
Cellular component (GO): cytosol
Molecular function (GO): catalytic activity
Source: RefSeq, a predicted model, not a curated record
UUUAAUGCUGUCUAUUUCGAUCCCCUGCCUCACCGAACGCUUCCAUCUCCCCUCUCUUCACAACUGGUCUGCCGUCCGCUUUGUCGCCGUCUCGAAUCGAGGCGGAGAGCAAGCGAGCGAGAGGAAGGAUCUGUCGAGCUUUUUAAAUACGGCGACGAGGCCUUUGUGCGCGUCUGGGUCUCCUUCUUCGAGGCCAUCCUUCGUAACGUUGGAGUUUCAAUUCCUAGGAUUCCUGUAUAUGAAUUCUGGAAGAAUUUUGGGGCUGUAUUUUUAGCUGAGAGCUCUUUCGCCUUUGCUAUCACUCAUUGAUAUUCAUAGAGCAUUGAGAAAAAUGUUGUCAAAAUCAUGUGCCAACCUUUUUGAAGUGGGGUCUAGUAAUACAAUAGAUUUUGAUAAUAUUAAGUCACUUUCUAGAGUGAUGACUACUGUAGGAAUCAUAAACGACAUGGAUGGAACAAGUACUGAAGAAGAUUUAUGUUCUCCUAAACUAUCAAUUCGGAACCGCAAAAUCAUUGUAGCCAAUUUCCUUCCACUGAACUCUGUGAAAGAUCAAAAAACUGGACAAUGGUGUUUCGCAUGGGAUGAUGACUCACUUUUAUUUCAGCUCAAAGAUGGUUUUUCUUCUGAUACUGAAGUCAUAUAUGUAGGAAAUCUUAAGGCUGAUAUAGACAUAAGCGAGCAAGAAGAAAUUUCCCAGAAGCUUCUGGUGGAAUAUAAGUGCAUGCCGACAUUCCUCCCUCCUGAUCUCUUUAAGAGCCACUACCAUGGAUUCUGCAAGCAGCAACUUUGGCCUCUUUUCCAUUACAAGCAUCCUAUCUCCCUUCAUGAGAGUUAUCUCUUUGACCGUUCUCUUUUUCAAGCUUAUACUUCAGCAAACAAAAUAUUUGCAGAUAAGGUUUUGGAGGUAAUUAACUCUGACAAUGACUGUGUGUGGAUCCAUGAUUAUCACCUUAUGCUUCUUCCAACAUUCUUAAGGAAACAACUAAACCGAGCAAAGAUUGGUUUCUUCCUUCAUAGCCCUUUUCCCUCUUCUGAAAUAUACCGAACAUUACCAGUCAGAGAUGAGAUACUCAAGGCAUUGCUUAAUGCUGAUUUAAUUGGCUUCCAGACAUUUGAUUAUGCACGACACUUCUUGUCUUGUUGUAAAAGGAUGUUGGGACUGAAUUACGACUCAAAACGUGGUUGUAUUGGACUUGAAUACUAUGGUCGUACUGUGAGCAUCAAGAUUCUCUCAGUGGGUGUUCACAUUGGCCGACUUCAUUCUUUACUCAAUCAUCCUAAUACCAUUUCAAAAGUUCACGAGAUUGAGGAAAAAUUCAAGGGGAAGAAAUUGUUUCUUGGUGUGGAUGACAUGGAUAUAUUUAAAGGCAUUAGCCUGAAGUUGUUAGGAUUUGAGCUUUUACUGGAGAGGAAUCCUACUCUUAGAGGGAAUAUUGUCCUUGUGCAGAUCGUGAAUCCUGCUAGAAGCACAGGGAGAGAUGUGAAAGAGGCAAGUGAGGAAGCAAUAACUAUUGCUAAAAGAAUAAAUGAUUCAUAUGGCACUCCAGGCUAUGAGCCAGUGGUACUUACAGACCAGCCUAUGCCUUUCCAUGAAAAAAUUGCUUUUUAUGUGGCAGCUGAAUGCUGCAUUGUUAAUGCAGUGAGGGAUGGAAUGAACUUAGUUCCUUAUCAGUAUGUAGUUUGUAGGCAGGGAACCGAGAAAAUGGAUGAGAGUAGAUGCAUCAAUAUCGGCUGUUCCCAUGCAAGCACACUUAUUGUCUCCGAGUUUGUCGGUUGCUUUCCAUCACUUAGUGGAGCUGUUAGGGUGAACCCUUGGGAUAUAGAUGAUGUUUGUGGUGCUAUGUAUGAAUCACUGAACUUAAAAGAUUCAGAAAAACAGUUGCGCCAUGAAAAGCAUUAUCGGUAUGUCAGUUCGCAUCAUAUUUCUUACUGGGCUAGCAGUUUUUCACAUGAUCUGGAGAGAGCAUGCAAGGACCAUUACAAUCGAAGGCGUUGGGAUCUUGGCUUAGGCUUAGAUUUCCGGAUCCUUUUACUUUCGCCAAAUUUUAGAAAAUUAACAUUAAGCCAUAUUAAAUCAGCGUACGAAAACACUUGCAGUCGAACUAUAUUUUUGGACUAUGAUGGUACCAUUAUGCCUGAAGCAUCCGUUAACAAAACUCCUAGCGGAGAAAUCUUAUCUAUCCUGAACAGCUUAUGUAGUGAUCCAAAUAAUACUGUAUUUCUUGUAAGUGGGAGAGGCAGAGAUUCGCUUGGCGAUUGGUUUUCUUCAUGUGAAAACCUGGGAAUAGCUGCUGAACAUGGCUAUUUCAUCAGGUGGAAAAAGGAUGCCAAGUGGGAAUCAAGCUCAGUUCGAGCUGCCUUGGAUUGGAUGAAGAUCGCGCAACCUGUAAUGCAAUUGUACACUGAGACUACAGACGGCUCUUAUGUAGAACCAAAGGAGAGUGCAAUUGUCUGGCAUUAUCAGUAUGCAGAUCCCGACUUUGGUUCAUGCCAAGCCAAAGAGCUGCUAGAUCAUCUUGAGACUGUUCUGGCAAAUGAACCAGUGGUCGUCAAGUCGGGUCAGCAUAUUGUUGAAGUAAAACCGCAGGGAGUGAGUAAAGGUGUGGCAGUUGAGAAGCUUAUUGGGGCUCUGACCAAGAGUGGGAAGCCCCCAGAUUUCGUGCUGUGCAUCGGAGACGACCGAUCCGAUGAAGACAUGUUUGAAAGUAUCAACAGUGCAACUUCAAGCAAUCAGUUUCCCUCAGUUCCUAAAGUUUUUGCAUGCACAGUUGGUCAGAAGCCAAGCAAAGCAAAAUACUACGUUGAAGAUUCCAGUGAAGUUAUUAGGUUGUUGUGCAGUAUUUCUUCCUUUUCAACUCAAAAUCACAUAGACCAACAGCAUGGUCAGGCUCUCUUCGACUGGCUGAGUUGAGAGUUUGGCUGGCUGUCUGACACAAAAUUUAUUCGAUACGUCUUCUACUAAUCGAAUUUGUACAUCCGGAUGAUCUUCUUUCUUCCUUUCCUAUCCUCAUGACGAAACACAUUCCAAAGGCUUCCCCUUUGU